AAGAGGAAACCAUAAGGCAUAAGCGUGGUAUUUCUUUUGGGAAUCUCCGCGGCUUCUCUGACCUAAAGACCUUCGGAGAAAGCUAACUUGAACGUCAAUGGCUGUUCCCGGCAGGCGUAACGGCGUCGUAGACGAAGACGAUUACGAGGAAGACAAUGCUCUCUUUGAAGAGGACGGUGUUAUUGAAUUCGAUUCCGAUACGCCCCCUCACCUCCGCCCCCUAGCUACCGCCUCCCAGCUCGGCGACGUUGAUGGCCUUCGCACCGCUCUAGAUAAUUUAACGGUGGGAAGUAUAAAUGACGCUGUGGAAGAUGGGGAUACUGCUCUCCACCUUACCUGUCUCUAUGGCCAUCUGCCAUGUGUUCGGUUGCUGCUUGAAAGAGGGGCAGCCUUGGAGGUUCAAGAUGAAGAUGGUGCCAUUCCUUUGCAUGAUGCUUGUGCAGGGGGUUUUGUAGAGAUUGUUCAACUCCUAAUAAACAGUGCUAACGACACAGAGUGCGUGAAGAGGAUGCUAGAAUCAGUUGAUGCGGAAGGUGACACUCCUCUUCAUCAUGCUGCAAGAGGCGAGCAUGCCGCAGUCGUAAGGUUACUGCUAGCUUCAGGCGCAUCUCCCACAAAGCGAAAUACAUACGGGAAGGCCCCAACUGAGCUUCCCGAUCCAGGGACAGAGGCCAGGGCAAUUUUGGAAGCUGCUGCUUCUGCCCACAUGGCGAUGGGGUGUCAGUAGGCUCCAUCUUGAUAAGUGCUUCAAAAUGACUUCACUAAUUAUUUUUUGGCUUUGCGGUUUUGGUUUUAGUCUGUAGCUUUGUUGAUAGUGUUUUGACUUUAUUUUACUAUACUCUACAGAGUUGCUUUGAGGCUUAGAUGUGAAAUAUUUAUAAUAUUGAUUUCUGGUGUGAUAGUCGUUAUUUUAGAAUCUCCUUGGCGACAUUAAAUUUAGUAAUAUUGGAGUAAUUCAAGUUA
Messenger RNA from Cucumis melo (muskmelon), 963 nucleotides. RefSeq lists its product as uncharacterized. The record is from RefSeq and is a predicted model, not a curated record. Gene Ontology annotation, biological process: positive regulation of protein catabolic process; protein ubiquitination. The coding region runs from base 98 to 727 and encodes 209 amino acids. Gene Ontology annotation, molecular function: protein binding. The transcript is spliced from 6 exons. Lineage: Eukaryota; Viridiplantae; Streptophyta; Magnoliopsida; Cucurbitales; Cucurbitaceae.